This is a messenger RNA of Acanthopagrus latus (yellowfin seabream), 6121 nucleotides long. It is a transcript of the gene skila, whose product is annotated as SKI-like proto-oncogene a. The record is from RefSeq and is a predicted model, not a curated record. Gene Ontology annotation, molecular function: RNA polymerase II cis-regulatory region sequence-specific DNA binding; SMAD binding; DNA-binding transcription factor activity, RNA polymerase II-specific. Gene Ontology annotation, biological process: negative regulation of BMP signaling pathway. Gene Ontology annotation, cellular component: nucleus. The transcript is spliced from 8 exons. The coding region runs from base 1027 to 3342 and encodes 771 amino acids. Lineage: Eukaryota; Metazoa; Chordata; Actinopteri; Spariformes; Sparidae.
UAUGUGGUGUUUCGGGUUCAAUUCGCUGUUUUGUUAACUGAGUCUGGCAUGUGACGAUUAACGGUCGAGUUUGAAUUCCUGUCAUCAGCCGACGGGGAAGGGGGGAAGCGAAGCUAACCUGGUUUUAGCCUGCUUUAUCGCCCUCUAACUGGGAUUAGCCUGCUGUGAUGUUAGCGCUGGCGGUGCUCUCUGUUUUUUUAGACACCCUUAUCGGUCACUGUGUCGGGCUAGUCAGCCUGGAUUUCGGCGGGGUUUCACCCGUGUUUGUCGCAGCGGACAGUGCUGUUUAUUACUCUGUUUUUUUUCUUCCUAUUACGGCUCUCAUUAGCCUGUCAGUGCUCAAGAGAGCUGGGUUAGCCUGCCUCAUAAGCCCUGUGUGCUGGCUGCGCUGUGCCGGGGUACCGCUCGGGUGUAGCUUGUUAAGCUAACGUUAGCUAGCGCAAUUAGUAUUGAACGUUACCAGAUCAAAGACGUGAAAGCUUGUCUCAAAUGUGGACGAAUGCGCAUUUUGGGGGGUUACGUGUUCGCUUCAUGUGCGUGUUUAUUGUGAAGACAUCGUCUUAUUUAUGGAUUGAGAAAUAAUGUCACACCAAACAGCGGGAUAUUUAAUGUCUUGUUUCACGCGAUUUGACCGUUAUAUCGGACAUUAGCGUCACCUGUACGUGUGUGUAUGUGAGUGUGUGUGAGAGAGACACACAGCGGGGGCGAGCCGCGGUUGUAAGCCCCGCCGUGCCCUUUCGAAGUCGGCGUGUGCGUAAAGCUGGACCGCGGUGCCUUCCCAGACCAGACUGUAGUGUAGACAGUGAAUGUCAUUAUCAGCGCUGUCUGCAUACCAGUGCCGUCGUGGCGAGCCAGCGGAGGAGGCGAGGAAGCGGAUCAGAACAUUGAAAACGUCACUGACCAUCAUGCAUGUGUCUAACAACCAGAAGAUUUGUGUCAUUUGAAAAGACUUGAGGAGAAAAGAGACGCGGAGGACUAAAAGAACUCAGUCAGCAGACAGAAACGACGAUAACCCAGUGCUUAGACAUGGCCAGCACCCAGACCAGUUUGAAAAAUCCUUUCAAAGACUUGACCUCAUUCAAGGGCAACAUGAAACGGCUGUACAGAGAACGACUGGAGGAUGCGCCCAUCAAGAAGCGAGUGAUAGCGGAGAUCAACUUGAAGCGUCGCAGUCUGGAUUCCUCCCCCAAAACUCCCAGGGUGAAGAGGGAGCAAAUCGAGGAUCUGUGUCAUGACUCUGACAUGGAUGUGGAGGGCCGGGCUGAACUGCACGUGGUGGGCUCUGCUAAAGCCCUGGACCUGAGCCCUGGGCUUAAACACACACUGGCCCAGUUCACCCUCAGCAGCCAGAGCUCUCUUGGGGGCCCAGCUGCUUUCUCAGCCCGCACUGGCCACGAGCACUCCCCGGCCGGCAUGCCCCCCCUGCCCUCACCUCCUGUUCUGGGAGGGGGCCCCCUGCUGGUUCCCUGUGACAGCUCCACUGAACUCACCCACUCGCUGCUGGAAGGAGAGUCCAUCUCCUGCUUUGUUGUCGGGGGAGAGAAGCGACUUUGCCUGCCCCAGGUGCUCAACUCUGUGCUCCGCGACUUCUCGCUGCAGCAGAUCAACACGGUGUGCGAUGAGCUCUACGUCUACUGCUCACGUUGCGACGCUGAGCAGCUGCACAUCCUCAAGGUGCUGGGCAUUCUGCCAUUCAACGCACCUUCCUGUGGCCUCAUUACGCUGACGGAUGCACAACGGUUGUGCAACGCUCUCCUGCGUCCUGGGGCAGCCUUGCCUGCUGACCCCAAUGGUAAGCUGUCAUCCCAGGGCCUGUUGAAGGAGAGCGAAGCCAGCUUCCAGGUGGAGCACCAGUGUCUGGGGAAGUGCCAGGGUCUCUUUGUGCCCCAGUUCUACACCCAGCCCGAGGCCCCCUGCAUCCAGUGCAUUGAGUGCCAGUUGCUCUUUUCACCACAGAAGUUUGUCAUGCACUCACACAAGUCACCUGAUAAGAGGACCUGCCACUGGGGCUUUGACUCAGCCAAGUGGCCCUGCUACCUGCAGCUUGCCAGGAAGUACCAAGGCACGCCUGAUGAGCCAAAGCUCAAGCAUCUCCUGGAUGAAGUCAAAGAGAAGUUCCAUUACAAGCUCAAGCGGUCGCUAGACAAAAAGGCAGUGGAGGAGGAGGAGAGCCAGGUGAGGAAAUCCGUGGCAGAUCUGUGCUCCCCUGGCAGCAAGUUAGCCGACGCCGACCCUGCGAGAAAGGAGAAAACAUCUCCACCCACUCUGGUUUUCAACCGUCUUUUCUCGGACAUCAAGGAGGAGCCAGGACACCCCACCCUGGUCCAUCCCAGUUACUACCUGUACACGUACGACAAAAUGGUGGCUCCCAAUGUGUCUCUGCGGAGGGAGGCGGAGAUGAGCCCAGAGAUGUUUGGAGCGCUGCUCAAACACCACUACAGCCGCAGAGUGCUGGGCCACGACGAGCCACCCAUGGAUCUUCAUGCGUCGCCUCCCGUCUCUGCUGGCGCCGAGGAGGCCAAAUCCCAACGUGCCGAUGCUGCCUCGGCCACUGAGCGGGAAUGCCAAACCCAGGCAGUUUCCAUGGAGACAAGCAGCCCGAGCUGCAAGAAAGCCACCCACAUCCCCGCCCACACCCCUCCUCCUCCUCCUCCUCCUGCGUCGUUGUUGUCGCCGGUAACGGAAGUAGCAGCUACGGACACAGGCUCCACCAUGAGCAGCAUUGCAGCAGCAGUGGGGGGGAUGGAGGACGACAAGGACAGGAUUGUCGUGGAGAUCAUGCAGAUGUACAGCAGGCAGCAGGAGAAGCUCAACUCCACCCUGCACAAGCAGCUGCAACUGGAAAUGGAGCUGGAGGCGUUGCGCGGGGGCGAGGCGGCGAGGCUACGGGAGUUGAGCGCCGAGCAGAGGGAGCUGCGCUGCGAGCUGGAGGCUGUGCACAGCGAGCAGGCGCGGCAGCUCAGCCAGGCCCGCCAAGAACAGCUGGAGCUGGAGACCCGUCUGGAGCAGCUCCGACAGCAGGCCUGCGCCUGCGAGCCGGGGGCUCAACGCCAGCAAGAGGCCCACUACACUGCACAGUUGUCGGAGUUGCGUCAGAGGCUGGAGCAGGCAGAGGCGGACCGGCAGGAGCUGCAGGAGGAGCUGCGCAGGGAGCGGGAGGCACGGGAAAAGCUGGAGCGCACAAUCACCCAGCUCAAGCAGCAGAUGGCUCAGUCUGGCACGAUGGGAGGCAGCCCCUCUCCUCCUCCUACCCCUUCCACCGGACCCCCUAACGCCCACUCCCCGCCCUCCUCCUCCUCCUCCUCCUCUUUCUCGGAGGCCCCAGCGGCUGGCCACAAGUAACUGCCACCCCUCCAGGCGCCUCCCCUCCCUCAUUGCUCUCCCAGUCACCCGCCAACUCCACAGACACAAACAAAUCAGCCUGAAGCAGAAAGGAGCUUCAGGUCUCCUUUGGCUGUUUUUUUUUUUUUUUUUAAGUUGUGCAUCUCCACCUCCCCCCUUUUAUUUCCGUGUAGGGACUGAUUUUUGUUUUUAUAAUUUAACAUCACUUAAAAGAAAAAAAUUAUUAUUAUUAUUUUUUUUUAUAUAUAUUAUUAUUCUGUCUUUUCGCUCCCCUCUCCUCUUUAAACAGUAUUUAAAGAUUUUUGUUGGGGCAUGUACGUUUUGAUUUAAUUUAUGAUUUUUACUGAACAAGCAGUCCGGUCCUGUAGCGACCAGCUCAACCCAUCCCUGUUUUGUUUUCUCCUCCAUGACUGUCACCUUCCUCUCCCAUCCCUCCUCGCUCUCUCCGGAAUCAGGAGCAAAUGACUCAGAGAUUUCAGACACACAGACUCAGCUCUUCGAGGACGUCACUUCAUGCUACUACCUGGCACAGCAACUGGUGCCCAUGGACACAAGAUGGCGCCUGGUUGCGAGGCCCUUUUCCGUCUCUCUGUACGUACAGCCCGAAUGCUCAAGUACCAGCGACUGCAGGAAACUGCAUGGACAUUUCAACACAGUUUUUCUUUUCUUUUUUUGCUCCUUUAGAGAACAGAAAGAAAAGUGUAUCAUCAUCUGAAAAACAUCAAAUCUAUAUGCAGGAGAAAAGAUCUUUACUAUAUAUAUAUAUAAAAAAAAGACAGAUGUUGUAAAACCUCAUGAAAAUAUGCCAAUAUUGACACUGAACUUGAAAAGAGUGUUUUGAGUGUGACCCCCCCACAAGGUAGCUAGCUAGAAAAUCGUCUUGCCUGGACCCCCAGCUGCUCCUAACACAGACUAGUUUUCCUCUUCCCUCUGCUGGGCAGCACCUGGACCCUCCUGUCGUAGACCAAACAGUCUGUCGGUUGAUCCGCCAGCUGCCCAGCGUCUCCUCUAAAGCUCCUCCGCCCCCUCCUCCUCCUCCUCCUCCUCCCCUCAUGAGGCCUCGCACCUUCCACCACUGUACGCUAGCUCCAUUGCCCUCUGCUGGGAAACUCCUCAACUCUGUUGUUCUGCUUCCACUUUGGAAAGACUGUGCCGUUUUCAAGCUCGGCAUGAAGAAGCUCAGGAGCAGUGUUAUGCACUUAACGUGCUCUCCUCCCCCAGAAUCCCCUGGGAAAGGAAUGUGUCUGGACACGGGGGCUGGCCGAGCCCGUGUCGCUUUUCUAAGAAAGAAGAAAGGCAGAGCGUCACAUGUACGCUGGCUGUGCUGUGUUACCAUAAUACAUAUAACAGCCCUGCAUGCCCGCACACACUCGAGUGUGUCAGUGCAGUCCAGGCAUUCAGGCAGAACAAUGGCCCCAGCGUUCCCAGCAGAUGAUCAAAGCUCCGGUCUGUCCCUGUUUUCUGGGCUUCUUUUUCUGUAUCGUUUGACUUCAUUGUUAGGAGACGGUUUUUUCCCCACCCUGUUUGUCAGAGCGUCAUCUAAGAAUGUGGGUUGCAGGUGAAAGCGGUUAGUCCAGGGUGGUUUGGGCCUCGGGUCCGGCCCCUGCCUCACGUUAUUCUGCAUGGCUGAACAAACAGCAGCGGGCAGGAAGAGGAAGAGAGGGGAGGCGAGGAUUGAGGGGAGCGCUCAGGGGACUGGUGCCCUCUUCCCUGCUGCAGGCUGGGUGGCCCAGACGCUGGAGGUACCGAGGGAGCCCUUUUUGUUUAGCGCCGUCAGAAUGGGGGCAGCUGUUGUUAUCUGGGGGGGGCUGCCCACCCUCGGGUGGGACUGUACAAGGAUCCCCCAUCUCUCAACUCCCUCGCUCCUCUCCCACAAAACGACCGUCACUCACUCACACAUGCCCGUCCAUCCAUCUCCAGUGCCAGAUCAGCUGGGGGUGCGCUGUGUUUUGUAGAUGCCCAGGAGAGCGAGCAGACGUCCAGCCAGAGGAAGAGAGGACUCUUUUUGUGUCAGUUGCCAGGCAAAAGCGCUUUUUAUUGCCACUAUAGAGAUCCCUGCAAGCGAGCGUGUGUGUGUGUAAAUAAUUGUUUAAAAAGAGAGGGGGAUCGGCCUCAGCUAAACUCUGAGCUUUUUUUAUGCAUCUGCUAUAAAUGCAAAUUGAUAGACAUUCCACUGUGCUCCAUCCUGUUCGAUGCAGAUUUUCUUACCCAGCUACCCUUUACAAUAACAGACCUUAAAGACCGGGCAGAGUACAGUUGUGGUUUGUUGAGAGUCAAAAAAGCAGGUGCAGAUGCAAGCCAGUAAAAUCAAACCCAUGCCGCAAAUGUACACUCUACUGUUGUUCCAUUUAAACCUUUAUUGAAAUUAUGAAAGAAAAUAUUUAACGUAUUAACUAAAGAUUUAUAUUCACUUUGUAAAUACAGUAGUCAUUAAUAUAUUAACUGUUCUUAUAUGAAAAAUCUUCAAAAGGUUAUAUAAAUUGGACCAGAGCUAUGGCUUCAGAUGUUUUUUGCUUUCUUUUUAAAAAAAGUGAUUUUCGCAGACAUCAGAGCUCGACUUCUGUCGAGUGGAUGUGGGGGUGUGAAACGCAUGGUUUACUGAGACACGAUGCAGGACAAAGGCAAAAAUAGGAAAAUACUUUGUUACACACUUUCCCCCCUUUCUGAACUGAUGCAUUCGUUUUUUAUGGAUUUCAUCUUGACGGACUUUUAAUGUGUAAUGAGCUUUUUCCCUCUUUAUUAAACCCCCCUCCCCCUGAGCUAAAUUGAAAACAAAACA